AUGGCCGCUUUCCAUCAGAUCUACUGUUUGGCAUCAAUCCUAGAGGACUUUGGUCUCUUGGCUGCCGGCGUUCCUAAGGAGGAGCUGCCUGGUUAUCAUAGCGGAGUCACACUAACGUGGGAGGAGCACAAGGCGCACUGCUUCAACUACGUCCGACAGGCUCUAAUGUGCUUUGCUGACUCCACUGCCGAAGGCCAUAUUGAGGGUGACACGCACCGGGUAGCUGAUCAUGGGGUAAUGCAUGUUUGCAAUGAUUUUGAUGCCCUACUGGCGUGGUCAAAGGAACCCGAGCGAGCAUUGCCCAAGAUUGUCGCACAACUUACAUACGUUCUCUUACCUGGCUUACUUUGCGCCUUUUGA
This is a messenger RNA of Colletotrichum lupini, 360 nucleotides long. RefSeq lists its product as uncharacterized. Gene Ontology annotation, biological process: mycotoxin biosynthetic process. The record is from RefSeq and is a predicted model, not a curated record. The transcript has 4 exons. Bases 1 to 360 code for a protein of 119 amino acids. NCBI's taxonomy places the organism in Eukaryota, Fungi, Ascomycota, Sordariomycetes, Glomerellales, Glomerellaceae.